Messenger RNA from Euleptes europaea (tarantolino), 1076 nucleotides. It is a transcript of the gene TECR, whose product is annotated as trans-2,3-enoyl-CoA reductase. The record is from RefSeq and is a predicted model, not a curated record. The coding region runs from base 1 to 1035 and encodes 344 amino acids. Gene Ontology annotation, biological process: very long-chain fatty acid biosynthetic process. The transcript has 12 exons. Gene Ontology annotation, molecular function: oxidoreductase activity, acting on the CH-CH group of donors. NCBI's taxonomy places the organism in Eukaryota, Metazoa, Chordata, Lepidosauria, Squamata, Sphaerodactylidae.
AUGGAUGGAAGUGUGGUGUCCAUGGAGGGGGGUCAGCCUUCACAGAGGAAUGUUAAUGGUAUAGGAUCCAAGGCCUCUACCAAGACUACUAAGAAAUCUAAAAAAGCUGUUCUUUUUUUUGAGGUGGAGAUCCUUGAUGCCAAGACCCGGGAAAAGCUGUGCUUCCUGGACAAGGUGGAGCCCAAUGCCACCGUAGCGGAGAUUAAGAGCCUCUUCACUAAAUCACAUCCUGAGUGGUAUCCAGCUCGGCAGUCUUUACGACUGGAUCCUAAGGGGAGAUCCCUAAAAGAUGAGGACAUCCUUCAGAACUUGCCAGUGGGCACCACAGCAACUUUGUAUUUCCGGGACCUGGGAGCGCAAAUCAGCUGGGUGACUGUCUUCCUCACUGAAUACGCCGGGCCCCUGUCAAUCUAUUUGCUUUUUUACUUCCGGGUUCCCUUCAUCUAUGGCCCCAAGUAUGACUUCACCUCCAGCAAAUACUCUGUGGUACACCUAGCCUGCAUCUGCCACUCCUUCCAUUACAUCAAGCGCCUCUUGGAGACCCUCUUUGUCCAUAGGUUCUCCCACGGCACAAUGCCCUUGCGUAAUAUCUUCAAGAACUGCACUUACUACUGGGGCUUUGCUGCCUGGAUGGCAUACUACAUCAAUCACCCUUUGUAUACGCCACCUGCAUAUGGACAUGAACAAGUGAAACUGGCACUCAUCAUAUUCCUGUUCUGUCAGCUUGGAAAUUUCUCCAUUCACAUUGCUUUGCGGAACCUGCGCCCUGCUGGUUCCAAGGCCAGGAAGAUUCCAUAUCCUACGAAGAACCCAUUCACGUGGAUUUUCUUACUAGUUUCCUGCCCUAACUAUACCUACGAGGUGGGAUCCUGGAUUGGCUUUGCCAUUAUGACUCAGUGCCUUCCAGUGGCUCUGUUCUCCCUAGUUGGCUUUAUCCAAAUGACCAUCUGGGCAAAGGGCAAGCACCGAAGCUACCUGAAGGAGUUCCGGGAUUACCCACCGCUGCGUUCACCGAUUAUUCCCUUCCUGCUCUGAGCUGGAGGCAGUUGCUUCUAGAUCUGGGCUGAUGCAGUUUU